GGUUGAAUUCUUGAAAGAAACUAUCAUAAAGCUUGUUAAAAAAAACUUGCUAUGUCUUUUUCUUUUUCUCUCUAAUAAUAUCCUCAUAUUGAAAAAAAAAUAAAAAAAAAUACCCUUUUUAGAAUUAUAUGUAAAUUCAAGCUUGGCAGUACUUUGAUCUUCAAUAUUUUGAGUUUGCAAGGUAAUAUAUAUUGGUGAACAAAUAGCCCAUACAUUACAAUUAUUUUCAGGUUCCAAAAUCCUGAUUCAUUGUAUCUACCUGUAUUUUUGUUUUGAUUCUAUCUUGGAUCCAAAAAUUUACUUGAUUGACUAAAGAAAUGGCCUUGGCAUAUACCCCUUUGUCAUGGUGGCUUUGGAGUGGAAAGCAUCAAGAACCUAAAAUCUCUAAAGGGACUUCUGUAAAUUCAUCACCUGAUUCAUUGGAAUUGGAUACUCUGAAGUUAAGUCUUGAUAGGAGAAGGAAUAUGGCCCCUUCAUCUAGAAAGGUUAAGCGAAAAUGGGAGAGUCGAGAGGAGCGGAAGGUUGAUAGGGAGUAUGAUAUUGUUCUUGUGCCAUCGGAUGGCGGAUGUGUUUCAGGGUCCGAGUCUGAUGAUUCGGACUGGUCCGUUGGAUGGUUGGAGCCUCAUGGACCUGGAUUCCAGAGUGAUGAUGAUAGCUUUGCUGUGCUAGUUCCUUGCUAUGGACGUGGGCGCGCAAAUUUGGAAGAUAAUGCGCAAGACAAGUUUAUGCAGACCAUUGGAAACUUCAGGGAUAUACAUGGUUCUGAGAAUAAGAAGUAUAUGGAACAGUGGCUCUCAUCUUUGCGGUAUAGCUGACAUGCUGCAUUGACUCAGUUGAUUUGAUUUCUUCUCUGCAGCCUCUCCAGAUUCGUUGUUGCAGUGGAUCAAACACUUAGCUGUUUUUGUAUAUUUCCAGCCUAAAUAUGGACUUAGGAGUAAAUAAAAAUUUAACUGUAAAAAAAUAAGAAAUUUCUAGUAACUCCUCGGUACCUUGUGUCUGUUUUCAGAAUUAUUUGAAGUGUAACCUCCACGUUGCCUCUUUAAAAUUGGUGUAAAUUUGUCGUUCGAACUGUCCGGAAGCCGAAGAGAAGAAUGAUGCUUUAAAGAAGGAAAAUAGGGAAAAAGCAAAAAGACGGGAAAGCUGAGAAGCAUGGUUAUGAUUAUUUCCUGUAAUAUUCCUUGAUGUAUAUAUAUAUAUUUGUGAAUAUGUGAAUAGGUUCAUCAGUUGCAACUCUUUUUAAGUAUGUGUGACUUUCUGAGAAAAUAGUUGGGUACUUCUGAUGUUAUCAGUAAGUAUGAUGCAUUGUGAAUAUGCAGUUUAAUCCACUUGUAAAGUAUGUCUGACUGAAAAAUAUUUGGGAAGUUCAAAUGUUAUUUGUAACUUGUAAGAAUAAUAUCUAUGUUGUUUCAUGCUACUAAA
This is a messenger RNA of Lycium ferocissimum, 1419 nucleotides long. RefSeq lists its product as uncharacterized. Bases 318 to 815 code for a protein of 165 amino acids. The transcript has 3 exons. The record is from RefSeq and is a predicted model, not a curated record. NCBI's taxonomy places the organism in Eukaryota, Viridiplantae, Streptophyta, Magnoliopsida, Solanales, Solanaceae.